AUGGCUAUUACAACGCAUUUUAUUGAUGAUUCAUGGAGGCUUCAAAGUCAUAUUCUUAGAUUUGUUUAUGUACCUGCCCCACAUGAUAAGGAUACGUUGUGUAGUGCGUUGAUUAAUUGUUUGUUAGAGUGGAAUCUUGAAAGAAGAUUAUCAACCAUUACAGUUGAUAAUUGUAGCACAAACAAUGCAAUGAUGAAGACUUUGUUAGAUGAGAAACUUUGUAAAAGGGAUUUAUUGUUGAUGGGUCGAUUGUUUCAUGUGCGUUGUGCCGCACACAUCUUGAAUUUGAUUGUGCAAGAAGGGCUAAAGGUGAUAGGAGAUAGUGUUAGUAAUGUGUGCAACAGUGUCUUAUACUGGAUAGGGUCAUCAAGUAGAAUUGAAAGGUUUGAAGAAGCUGCACGGUUGUUACAUAUUUCUUGUAACAAAAAGUUGGAGUAUGAUUGUCCAACUCGUUGGAACUCAACAUAUCUAAUGUUGAAAACGGUCCUAGACUAUAAAGAUGUGUUUAUGAAGUUGAGUCUAACUGACACUAGUUAUCGUUGUUAUCCAACUGAAGGGCAAUGGAGUGCAGCAGAAGAAGUUUGUUGUAAGUUGAAGCUUUUUUAUCAUAUUACUGAACAAUUCUCAGGAAGUCAAUAUCCACCUUCAAGUCAGUACUUUUCAAAAGUUUGUGAAAUUAAGCUAGAAUUGGAAGUUUGGGUUAAAAGUUCUAAUCUUUUAAUUAGCUCUAUGGCAUCGGCAAUGUUGUUCAAAUAUAAGAAAUAUUGGGAUGACGUGCAUAUUUUUAUGGGUGUGGCUGCUAUCUUUGAUCCGACGUAUAAGAUGAAGUUGGUGGAGUUUUAUCUUCCACAUAUUUAUGGUGAAACAAUUGCUUUAGAUAAGAUUCAAGAAGUUCGAACCCACUGUUUCGAUCUCUUUCAAGAGUAUAAGAGUAGAGUACCUACUACACAUGAAGCAUCUAGUUCUAAUGAAGUUGUUGGUUUUAUUGACGUUGAUCGUCUGUCUAGCUUUGAUAGAUUUGUCGCUUCGAGUAGGGUUAAUGUGGUCACAAGAUCGGAGCUAGAUUUGUAUUUAGAAGAAAGUUUGCUACCUCGAACUCCAUCGUUCGACAGUUUAAGUUGGUGGAAGACAAAUGGAUUAAAGUUUCCUACUUUGCAGAAUAUGGCUCUCGUGACAUCUUAG
Molecule: messenger RNA, 1182 nt
Organism: Lycium barbarum (goji berry)
Lineage: Eukaryota; Viridiplantae; Streptophyta; Magnoliopsida; Solanales; Solanaceae
Product: zinc finger BED domain-containing protein RICESLEEPER 2-like
Exons: 1
Coding region: 1-1182 (393 amino acids)
Molecular function (GO): DNA binding; protein dimerization activity
Source: RefSeq, a predicted model, not a curated record